GUGUAACUAACAGAUUAUACAGGGCAGCCCACCUGCCCCCCAGCGUCUAGCCCAGCCGUAGACUAGAUGACGGAGCUUUCCAACCGCUCCAUGUCCCAAGUGUUAAAGCACCUGCAGCUUGCUCACCUCCUCCACACGUCGUCACCACGAACCCUCCCCAUUUCUGGCUGCCUAGCUAUGUUCCAAAACAUCAUGCGCCACGCCUCCAAGACCGCACAUCUCGUCGUACCUCUGCCCUUCUAAGGGUUCUGUCAAUGAAAACAUGGCCGGCGGAACUGGAGGACGAUUCCAGGUCAGCGCGACAAUUGUCGCGGGUGUUUGCUCACUGGCAGCCACCUUGCUCUCCAUCGUCUCUGUAUGGCUUCAACUCAAAAACUACCGAAAGCCCCUGCUCCAGCGAUAUGUCGUGCGCAUCCUGUUGAUGGUGCCCAUCUACUCCAUAUCAUCAUGGGUUAGCAUGAUAUCCUUGACUGCCGCCCAGUUUCUCGACCCCAUAAGAGAUGUAUACGAGGCCUUCACCAUCUACACCUUCUUUCAACUCCUCAUCAACUAUCUCCACGGCGAGCGAGCACUCAUUAUCAUGACACACGGCCGAGCUCCUGUAGACCACCUCUGGCCGCUGAACCACGUCCUACCAAAAGUCGACAUUUCCGAUCCCUACACAUUCCUUGCCAUCAAACGCGGCAUCUUGCAGUAUGCUUGGUUGAAGCCCGUACUGGGUCUAGCGGCUAUCAUCAUGAAAGCUACUGGCGUCUACCAGGAGGGAUACAUCGGUGCCUCCUCGGGCUACCUUUGGAGCGGCAUCAUAUACAACAUCAGCGUCACUGUCAGUCUUUACUCGCUUGGACUGUUCUGGGUUUGCAUGCACCAUGAUCUGUUGCCGUUUCGCCCAGUCCCCAAGUUCUUGUGCAUCAAGCUCAUCAUCUUUGCUUCAUACUGGCAAGGCUUCUUCCUGUCCAUUCUUGUCUGGCUUGGCGCGAUACCGGACACCGUUGAGGGCUACUCAUCAGACAACUUGGCAGCUGCCAUACAGGACGCCUUGAUUUGCUGUGAAAUGCCCAUCUUUGCAGUCGCGCAUUGGUAUGCCUUUUCCGCCCGUGACUUCACCGACAACACGAUAUCGGCCGCAAGAAUGCCCGUCAAGUAUGCGGCACGUGACGCCUUCGGUAUUGUCGACCUGAUCGAGGAUACGAAAGAGACUUUCCAGGGUGACAAGUACAACUAUCGUGUCUUUGACUCCAGCGGAAAAGUCAUUGCCCACGAGGAUUCGAGCUCCCGCUUUGCAAGAAUGGAGCAGGGCAUGCGUUAUAAGCGUGGAGGCGAAGCGAAGUACUGGAUACCACGACCAGAGGAAGUUCGUGGAGAAGUGACUGCAAAUACACCAUUACUAAACUCUAACGGGGGUCCCAGCGGUUCCCAACCAAAGUUCAGCGCUGGCAAUACGGACGAAACAGACAUCGAUGCCAAGGAUGAGGAUCUUUUCAACAAGGCGCGAGAACUAGAAUUUGGUGACUGGAAUGUUAGUCUGCUCAUUCCUUCAGAAACAAGCACAUGUCACUAACCAUACCACAGUAUCCCGUCGUCACGGCAAACAU
Molecule: messenger RNA, 1595 nt
Organism: Truncatella angustata
Lineage: Eukaryota; Fungi; Ascomycota; Sordariomycetes; Amphisphaeriales; Sporocadaceae
Product: organic solute transporter Ostalpha-domain-containing protein
Exons: 3
Coding region: 263-1561 (432 amino acids)
Biological process (GO): transport
Molecular function (GO): transporter activity
Source: RefSeq, a predicted model, not a curated record